Messenger RNA from Ectocarpus siliculosus, 204 nucleotides. Lineage: Eukaryota; Phaeophyceae; Ectocarpales; Ectocarpaceae. The record is from the annotation of a GenBank genome assembly.
AUGGUGGAUGAAGUCCUCGGUCGAGAGACCCAAGAUCCUGGAAAGCCCUGGGUGUGGCAGAUCGCAGGGCGAGACGGACGGCACCCUACCACCUCGGGAGGCGGGGAGGGCGAGGACGGUGAUGGAGAAAAGAGGAACGAGGCCAUCACGCCCGAGGGCAAAUCGCCGCAGCAACUGCGAUACGCGUUCAUCCAGAAGGGUUAG